This is a messenger RNA of Mauremys reevesii (Reeves's turtle), 1690 nucleotides long. RefSeq names its product mitochondrial translation release factor 1 (gene MTRF1). Bases 264 to 1610 code for a protein of 448 amino acids. Gene Ontology annotation, molecular function: translation release factor activity. NCBI's taxonomy places the organism in Eukaryota, Metazoa, Chordata, Testudines, Geoemydidae. Gene Ontology annotation, biological process: translational termination. The record is from RefSeq and is a predicted model, not a curated record. The transcript has 10 exons.
UCCCCGCUGUCAGUCCUGGCCCCGGGGGUGGGGAGGCAUCCCAGGGCGUAGAGGGAUGAGUUUGGCCUCGCCCAGAUUUGCCACCAACUCUCGCGAUGUUAUUAUAAAUCUCGGGGUUUGGUGCCUGAGCAGGUCAGUUUUGCACCGUUAGUAGCGCUUGUGGUUCAAGAUCGCGACCCCCCCCCCACGCCCCCAACAAGGCAACACCGCGCCCGGGCAAAGGCAAAGGACCCAAGGCCUGGUGGUGAACAGUAAAAGCUGAGAUGAAACCUCACCGAGGCGUUGGGCUUUUUAGAAGUCUGCUUGCUAAUUGUUUCCAUCGCUAUCACCAUCACUGCUCUCCUCUUGUUAAAAGGAUAGGUCACAUGAUGGAACUAUCUAUCUUUAGACGCAAUUAUUUACUUAAUAUAGUUAAACCUCCUCUGUCAUUUAAUGAUUGGUCAAGGAGAUAUCAUCAGGAUUUUAGAGCACUGUGGAAGCAUGAAGCUGUGGAAAAAUAUCUAGAGACCUUAAACAGAGAAUACCAGCGGGUUGGCCAGUUGUUAAAUAGUGGCUCAAUGAAUGAGUAUGAUCAAAGUACUCUGAGCAGAAGACAUACUCAUUUAUCCACCCUUGUAGCUGUUUUUCAAGAAAUACAAGAGGCAGAAAGAGAAGUUCAAGAGAUAGAAUCCAUGUGUACAAAGCUAGACAGCAGAGAUGAGAAACAGCUGCUAGAGCUUGCCUUAGAAGAGAAGGAAAUCAUUAACCAAAAAAUCAACACAUUUUGCAAAAAGCUUUUCCAGAGUAUAGUGCCAAGGGAGAAACAUGAUGACAGUGAUGUGCUGUUAGAGGUGACAUCGGGCAGAACCACUGGAGGUGACAUUUGCCAACAGUUCACCAAAGAAAUGUUUGAGAUGUACCACAAUUAUGCAGAUUACAAAUGUUGGACCUUUGACAUUCUGAACUACACACCAGCUGAGAUUGGCGGAUUGCACCAUGCAGCUGCUCAUAUUUCGGGAGACUGUGUCUUCAGGUAUUUGAAAUAUGAAGGAGGGACUCACAGAGUUCAGCGAAUUCCCGAGACUGGCCUAUCGUCAAGAAUGCAGCGUAUUCACACUGGGACAAUGUCAGUAGUUGUCCUACCUCAGCCAGAGGAGGUAGAUGUUAAAGUGUAUCCUAAGGAUUUGCGUAUAGAUACUUUUAGGGCCAAAGGUGCAGGAGGGCAACAUGUUAACACAACGGACAGUGCUGUGAGAAUAGUUCAUAUUCCCACUGGACUAACAGUAGAGUGCCAGCAGGAGCGAUCACAGCAACUGAACAAAGAAAUAGCUCUGCGGACACUGAGAACUAGGUUAUAUCAACAAAUCAUUGAGAAAGACUUCAGCCAAAAGCAGAAUGCUAGAAAACUGCAGAUAGGGACAAGAGCCCAGUCAGAGAGAAUUCGUACCUAUAACUUCACCCAGGACAGAGUCACUGAUCACAGGAUCUCAUAUGAUGUCCGCAAUAUCAAGGAAUUUCUCUGUGGUGAGGGGGCACUGGAUGAGCUAAUCAACAGGUUGUUGGACUCUGCAGAGAUGGAGGCCCUAAUUGAACAUUUAGAAAACUUCAAAUCUUUAGAAGGAGGAGGCUGAUGUAGGUCUUGUACUAAAUACAACACUGGUCCUUGUAAUGCUGUAGCACAAUAAAAUGGAAGUAUUUGUUAGAUGUCAGA